AACACGUAAUGCGGGCACAGCUCCACUGAUUGAUCUGUGAAACGCCUAACUGCUUAACUCAUUGAUAUAGAGACUAUUCUUGCUCGGCUAUAUUACAGAAAUGCAGGGUUUGUACGCAUGAGCUCACAAAUGUGUCGUCACCUCACCCCGGCCGUAUAUCAGCCAUAAAUAAAAUAAAAGCGCUGCUGAACGCACCGCAACCUCAGUGUGCUAAACAAUCGCAAACAUGCAUUGCAUUUGGAAACUUGCCUUUGUCCUCUCCGUGCUUUUCCUUGUAGAAAAUAAUGCAAGCUCUAUAAGGACAGAAGAUGUCUCCACUAAAGAUGUUCCUGUGCCCAAAGAGGAUAAUAAUAUAGACGUCGGAUCGGAGAUUCCUGAGGUGCUGGAAGUAGACCCUGUAGCUGAUAAGAUAGAAGAGACUAACACUCUACAAUGUGCUGAAAUCGGAUCUUUCUGCAUCAACCACUCGGAAUGCUGCUCCAACGCCUGUCUGGGAUACAUGAGGCGAUGCGUCUCCGGCUCAGGAUAGCGUGGCUUCGUCAUUCAUUUAUUAAAAAUUUGAGAGAAAACACAUUUGCUUGCAGUAAUGGCACAAUCGCAGACAUGGAUUCUAAAAGCAAUGAAAACAGUAGUGGGACAGAGUCUUUGGGGUUAGACCUAACCCCAAAGAAAGCAGUUAUUCUUUUACUUGAUUUAAGUACAUAAGUCGUCUAUAGGAAGGAAGGAUUGUACUAAUAGCUUUAUCUAAUACACAAACAGAUGGGCUUCUUAGGUUUAACACAAAAGCAGUCGUCGUUCGGCGUGCAUUGCAAUCGUAUGAUGCGAUGUAAAUGUAUUUUCCCUCGAAUUUCUUAUUUUAUACAAAAUCUAUUUCUUAAUUUUACGAAUGGGGUGGAUUGGGUGGUUCAUGUGGCUCAAGUCUGGAGGGUUGGCGUUGAAGUGCUGGAUCUCCUUCAUCGCGUCUUCCGAGAUCUUCCAUAGCUCUGGAUAGUCUUUUUUGAAGUCCUCGUACCACUGGCUGACCUGUAAACAUUUUAUAAAUAAAACGUCAGUUAAGUA
Molecule: messenger RNA, 1059 nt
Organism: Cydia strobilella
Lineage: Eukaryota; Metazoa; Arthropoda; Insecta; Lepidoptera; Tortricidae
Exons: 2
Coding region: 227-529 (100 amino acids)
Source: RefSeq, a predicted model, not a curated record